AAUUAUGCCCAUUGAUAACGCGUUAUCACACAUAACUUUACUUUUGGGCAGUGAAGACUUUUUUCAUUCUACCUACAGAAUAAAGGCAUUUUUCGAAUGUAAAUGGAAGAAGUAGUACAACAGAUGACGAGAAACAUGAAAUUCUCGAAGCAAUCCGAUUCAAAUCGAACAUUUCGAAUAUAUCGAGUUCUUCAACCUGAUCGAUUCACUGUUUCCAGAACGUCGAAUCUAGAUGGCCAUGUGAAUAUCAACGGUAAAGAGCGAAGUCUGAGGCGAUUCAGAAAGAUGUCCUGCUACAUAAUGCAAGACGACUGCCUGUCACCUCAUUUAACCGUCAAGGAGGCCAUGCAGGUCUCAGCGAAUCUCAAAUUAGGUAAAGGCAUCACGCAGGCGGAUAAGAAAAUCGUUAUCAAUGAGAUUUUAGAGACACUAGGACUACAAGACUGCAUAGACACAAAUUCCUCGAGUCUAUCAGGAGGUCAGAGAAAACGUCUCUCCAUCGCAUUGGAGCUAGUCAACAACCCACCAGUGAUGUUUUUCGAUGAACCGACCAGCGGUUUGGACAGUUCCUCGUGUUUUCAGUGUCUCUGUUUGUUGAAAUCCCUAGCGAGGGGCGGUAGGACUAUCAUUUGUACCAUCCAUCAGCCUUCCGCGAGGCUCUUCGAGAUGUUUGACCAUCUGUAUAUGCUGGCGGAGGGACAGUGCAUAUAUAGGGGGCCGGUCAUGGGACUCGUGCCGUUCUUAUCAAGUAUGGGUUGAAUUGUCCCAGUUAUCACAACCCAGCGGAUUAUGGUAAGCUAAGAUUGUUCCUGCGCGAUUCUGAGCGCACUCAAACUCCAGGAAAUAAAGCAUUCAGUUCUCUAAGAAUCAAUCAUACCAGUCGACAUUUUCGAACAAGAAAAUCAAGGAAAA
This is a messenger RNA of Acanthoscelides obtectus, 912 nucleotides long. Lineage: Eukaryota; Metazoa; Arthropoda; Insecta; Coleoptera; Chrysomelidae. The record is from the annotation of a GenBank genome assembly.